Molecule: messenger RNA, 1430 nt
Organism: Momordica charantia (bitter melon)
Lineage: Eukaryota; Viridiplantae; Streptophyta; Magnoliopsida; Cucurbitales; Cucurbitaceae
Source: RefSeq, a predicted model, not a curated record
AUAUUAUCUUGACAAUUACAGCACGGAAACCAUCUUCGUUCUUGUCUUCCACGCUCUCACUUUACUUUCAGAUCUUUCCGUCGAUCUCUUCGAAAUUCGGGGCGAGGUCUGGUCAGCGGGUGGCCGAGGGCUCUAAUGGCGGGCGGAGUGAACAGGAAGAUUUCGGCAGCUUCUGCCAGAGCUCAUACAAGGAAAGCUAAGAGGAGCAGUUCCCCGAUUUCUUCAGGAUUGAUAAGGAAUAUAGUAGUGCUGCUCUUUUUUGGGUUCUUGGCCUGGGGUUAUCAGGCAAUCCAGCCUCCAGCACCAAAAAUAUGUGGCUCCCCCAAUGGCCCCCUUAUCACAGCACCAAGAAUAAAGCUUAGAGAUGGGAGGUAUUUGGCGUAUAAGGAGCAUGGGGUUCCAAAAGAUUCAGCUAAAUACAAAAUCAUUUUUGUCCAUAGCUUUGCUUCUUGCAGACACAAUGCCAUCGUUGCAAAUACCAUCUCUCCAGACAUAAUUGAAAAUUUAGGAGUCUACAUUCUAUCGUUUGACAGAUCUGGUUAUGGAGAGAGUGAUCCAAAUCCAAAACGAACUGCAAAAACCAUUGCUUUUGAUAUAGAGGAGCUAGCUGAUCAAUUGGGACUAGGGUCGAAAUUCUAUGUCAUUGGAUUUUCCAUGGGUGGCCAGGCAGUUUGGAGCUGUCUAAAGUAUAUUCCUAACAGGCUAGCAGGGGCAGCGCUAUUGGCUCCAGUUAUUAACUACUGGUGGCCUGGGCUCCCUGCAAACGUAACAAAUGGAGCCUUCUACCAACAGUUUCAGCGGGAUCAGUGGGCAGUUCGUGUUGCUCACUAUACCCCCUGGCUUACCUACUGGUGGAACACACAAAGAUGGUUUCCUUCUUCUAGUGUUAUUGCAACUAGUCCUGACAAUCUAUCUCGUCAAGACAAAGAACUCCAGUCCAAGCAAGUGGGAACGAAAGAAUGUGAGGCUAUCUUUAGCCAACAAGGAGAACACGAGUCGAUCCACCGGGACAUGAAUGUCGGAUUUGGGAAAUGGGAAUUCAGCCCUGUGGAUCUGGAGAACCCAUUCCCAGAAAAUGAAGGUUCAGUCCAUUUAUGGCAUGGGGAUGAAGACAGGCUCGUGCCUGUAACACUCCAACGUUACAUUGCCAAACAGCUUCCUUGGAUUCAUUAUCACGAGGUAGAGGGUGGUGGUCAUAGGUUUCCCUAUGCUGAUGGCAUCUCUGAAUCCAUCAUUAAAGCUCUUCUUCUCAACCAGAAAUAGGCUUUUUAUUAUGUCUUCUGCUGAGGUUGGUGGUCCUUCAUUACUCCAUUUUUUGUCUCUCAUCUUUGCUACAUUAUUUUUAUGCUGUUGCUGUCUUCAUUUGGCUGCAUGGAGUUUUGUUUUUAUUUUGAGAUGAUAAUGGAUACUUCUCUCCAGUUCUACCCCUA